ACAUUCUGACGCAUCCCUCCCUAGCGUCUGUGAAUUCCUCUGGUUCAUCUCCCCCUUGUUCCCGAGGAACAAUUUCCAUCGUUGUCGUCCACUGAAAAUCGUCCGGCAUCAGUUGUAUCCGACUCGAAGUGGAACUCGAUAAAUUCUUCGCUGUCUGCGAGCGGAUUCCCUCCCCGGAAAAGGAAACCUCAUAUGCUAUCAAUACUCUCUGAUCGCAAUCAGGAACAUGGCUUCUACAGACGAGCAGCGGCUCGCUGACGAACUCGCAGACAUUGAUCUCGAUGAUCCCGAGCUCGCUCAGGCUGCUUCGAAAAUACAGAAGCAGUUCCGAGGCUUCAAGAAAGCAAGCGGGGACUCGAAAAAAUUAGAAGGAGCACCACCGCCACCUCUAAGUGACGAGGUUUCGCAAGAUGAAGAAAGUUCCGGAAAACGAGGAACUCCACAAGGAGAAGACGAUGAGCUCGCGGAUAUCGACCUCACGGAUCCCGACUUAGAGAGAGCGGCGGUGAAAAUUCAAUCGACCUUUAAAGGCUUCAAGACGCGCCGCGCACCUCAGAAUUAG
Messenger RNA from Galendromus occidentalis (western predatory mite), 562 nucleotides. It is a transcript of the gene igl, whose product is annotated as IQ calmodulin-binding domain containing protein igloo. Bases 227 to 562 code for a protein of 111 amino acids. The record is from RefSeq and is a predicted model, not a curated record. NCBI's taxonomy places the organism in Eukaryota, Metazoa, Arthropoda, Arachnida, Mesostigmata, Phytoseiidae. Gene Ontology annotation, molecular function: protein binding. The transcript has 3 exons.